Molecule: messenger RNA, 1788 nt
Organism: Nanorana parkeri
Lineage: Eukaryota; Metazoa; Chordata; Amphibia; Anura; Dicroglossidae
Gene: XYLB
Product: xylulokinase
Exons: 19
Coding region: 180-1775 (531 amino acids)
Biological process (GO): xylulose metabolic process; D-xylose metabolic process
Cellular component (GO): cytosol
Molecular function (GO): D-xylulokinase activity
Source: RefSeq, a predicted model, not a curated record
GAGACAUGCAGUGUUUGCUGUGAAUCAGAGUGCUGUAUGAAUAAACCAUGUCACAAAUCGCCCUUUGCUUCCUGUAAUCCUUUAACUAAAGCCCACUGACUGGAGCUGCAUGUGGUUACUGAUUGAUGGCCGGAGCUCAGUGGACACUCUCAGGGCUGCAGUCAGCGUGAUCCUGUCCCAUGGCUUCUGCUGCCUAUUACUUGGGCUUUGACUUCAGCACUCAGCAGUUGAAGGUUAUUGCUGUCAAUGAAGGAUUCCAAGUUGUCUAUGAGGACAAUGUUCACUUUGAUAAAGAUCUUCCUGAAUUUGGGACACAAGGUGGGGUCCAUGUCCAUAGUGACAAGCUGACCGUAACUUCACCCGUCUUAAUGUGGGUUAAGGCUUUAGAUUAUAUCUUAGAGAGAAUGAAGUCUUCCGGGUUUGAUUUUUCCAAAGUGAAAGCUUUGUCGGGGACAGGCCAGCAACAUGGCAGCGUGUAUUGGAAAGAAGGCUCCAGAGCUGUUCUCAAUGGUUUACUAUCUGAACUUCCUCUGCACACUUCACUGCAGUCUUGUUUCUCUAUCUGUGAUAGUCCUGUCUGGAUGGACUCUAGUACAAGUGCAGAGUGCCACCAGCUUGAAAAGUCUGUUGGCGGUCCACAAGAACUAGCUAACAUUACUGGAUCAAGAGCAUAUGAGCGUUUCACAGGAAAUCAGAUCUCCAAGAUUUACAAACAGAAACCAGAAGCAUACUAUGAAACUGAGAGAAUAUCUCUGGUCAGCAGUUUUGCAGCAUCGUUGUUUAUUGGGGACUACGCUCCUAUUGAUUACAGUGAUGGUUCUGGAAUGAAUUUAUUAGACAUUGGUAAAAAGACUUGGAAUGAGAAGUGUCUUGAAGCUUGUGCACACCGCCUCAGAGAGAAGCUAGGCCCAGUUGUUCCAUCAAGCACUGUACUGGGGACUGUUUCUGCAUAUUUCAUCCAGCGGUUUGGAUUUCAUUGUGAUUGUCACGUAGUUGCAUUCACUGGGGAUAAUCCAGCAUCCUUGGCAGGAAUGAGACUUGAAGAAGGUGAUAUAGCAGUGAGCCUUGGCACAAGCGACACUCUUUUUCUUUGGAUUCAAGAGCCUACGCCUGCUCUGGAGGGGCACAUAUUCUGCAACCCAGUACAUUCUCAGGAUUAUAUGGCUUUACUUUGUUUUAAAAACGGCUCCCUCAUGAGAGAGAAAAUCAGAGACAAGUGUUCAUCCGGCUCCUGGGAAGAGUUUGCUCAAGUGAUGAGAUCGACCCCCCCUGGAAACAAUGGUUGUCUAGGUUUUUAUUUUGAUGUUAUGGAAAUCACUCCACGAGCAGUUGGUAUUCACAGGUUCAACAGUGAAAAUCAGAAGGUGUCAGAAUUUACAAAUGAUGUGGAAAUCCGAGCUCUUAUCGAGGGACAGUUCAUGGCUAAGAGGAUCUAUGCAGAGCGACUUGGGUAUAAAAUAAUGCCACAGACAUGUGUACUGGCCACAGGUGGUGCUUCAAGUAAUCAGGAUAUUUUACAGGUCUUAUCAGACAUAUUCAAUGCUCCAGUGCACACCAUUGCCACCGCUAACUCUGCCUGCCUGGGGUGUGCCUAUCGAGCAGCUCAUGGUCUUGCUCUGAAGUCAUCACCCACUUCCUUUGCAGAUGUGUUCCCACCAGCUCAGCGCAAGUUAGUUGUUACUCCAAGACCUGAUGCAGAGAAGAUUUACCAGCCUCUUCUGAAGCGUUAUGCUGAAUGCGAGAGGAAAGUAACUGAGGAGACUAGAAACAUAUGAAGAUUUCAGCAAG